This is a messenger RNA of Penicillium subrubescens, 1837 nucleotides long. Its product is annotated as sorting nexin-4. Bases 223 to 1707 code for a protein of 494 amino acids. The transcript has 2 exons. NCBI's taxonomy places the organism in Eukaryota, Fungi, Ascomycota, Eurotiomycetes, Eurotiales, Aspergillaceae. Gene Ontology annotation, biological process: autophagy; cytoplasm to vacuole targeting by the Cvt pathway. Gene Ontology annotation, cellular component: phagophore assembly site. Gene Ontology annotation, molecular function: phosphatidylinositol binding. The record is from RefSeq and is a predicted model, not a curated record.
GGACGAUCAUCUGAAUCCCACUGGCCCAGCUCCUCUCAGCUUCUCAACUUCCUCCCGCCUCAGCCUCCCCCAUUUUAGCCAUUCUCACCAUUUUUCAUCUUCCAUAUUUGUCGCACAAGAAUCCUUGGUAUUCGAGUAUCGCUCGGGCCCCCACGACUGUGUUAACAACGAGCUCCGAUUCCGCCGGGAGACCACGGUUGAGACCGACCACCCCUCCCCGCCAUGGAUGAACACGACGACUUCGAUAGCGUCUCCUGGAGGAAUGACCCAGAGAGUGAUGCUUCUCGACCGACCACCUCGGGCACAGAUGCUGAGGAGGCCCAUAAAUAUGAUCACGAUACCAAUGGCAAGCGGAGGAUGAGCUCCGCGCAUGAGGAACCUCAGGCCGGCCCGUUAGCCGAUGCUGUAGACUUGGCUGGUAUCGGUGACGGUGUUCUAGAAUGCCGUGUCGAUUCACCCCUCAAGGAGAAUGACGGCACAAAAGACGCAUAUAUCUCCUACCUGGUUACCACGAAUACCGACUUCAAAUCGUUCCAGAAACCCGAAUUCAGCGUGCGACGACGAUUCACCGACUUCUAUUUCCUGUACAAGACGCUCUACCGCGAAUACCCAGCAUGCGCGGUACCGCCCCUUCCCGAAAAGCACAAGAUGGAGUACGUACGAGGAGACCGAUUCGGACCAGAGUUUACCACCCGGCGAUCAUGGUCGCUGCAUCGGUUUUUGAAGCGGCUGACGCUUCAUCCGGUUCUCCGCCGUGCACCGCUCCUGAUCAUCUUCUUGGAAUCGCCGGACUGGAAUGCACAUGUGCGGUUACACUCGAAUCGAGGAGCGACAACUACCUCAUCUGAGAAUGCGGGAACUGGAAUCUUUGAUAAUUUCACAGAUACCUUUGUCAACGCCUUCACCAAAGUACACAAGCCUGACCGUCGGUUUAUCGAGGUGAAAGAGAAGGCGGAUAAACUGGACGAGGAUUUAUCGCAUGUCGAGAAGACCGUAGCGCGGGUCGCGCGACGGGAGGCGGAUCUGGAGGCGGAUUAUACAGACUUGGCUACACAGUUCCGCAAGCUUGUUCCCCUGGAGCCGGCGGUCGAGAUGCCAUUGCAGGUGUUCGCAGCCUCCGUGGAGGAAACUGCACGCGGGAUGCAUGAUUUGAAAGACCAUACGGACCAGAACUACCUCGGCUCACUGCGCGACAUGGAGGCAUACAUCCUUUCCGUAAAGGCGCUGUUGAAGACCCGAGAACAGAAACAACUCGACUUUGAGGCUUUGGUCGAUUACCGGAACAAGGCUGUCGCUGAGCGCGACUCGCUCGCUGCCAACCCAGCCGCAUAUUAUGCCUCCAACCCGCUUACCUCCUCUCCAGCCUCCUUCAUCCGCUCCAAGAUGGAGGAUAUGCGCGGCGUUGACCACGAACAGUCCCGUCGUGAGCGCGUCCGCAAGCUUGAGCUACGGAUCGAUGAACUCACCCGCGAGGUCGACUCCGCCAAAACUACCUCGGAGAUGUUCGACGAGGAGGUCGUCCGCGAAGUAGCAGACUUUGAACGCAUCAAGGCGGUCGAGUUCCGUGAUUCUCUUGGCGCCCUUGCCGAGUCCCACAUCGACUUCUACCAGGGCGUCCUGUCGACCUGGGAGCGAUUCAUUGCAGAAAUGGAGGGUGAUGCUGAGGGUGGCCUUGAGGCUGACUCUCACGCUGCUGAGUCGCGGUAGACUAGAGGUACCAUGCACUCUGGGUGGAGGAGAGAUAUGGGAGGAAUUGUCUAUGGGUCUGGUAUAGCUGUUCAUGAGCCGAUUUUUCUUGCCUAGCUUGUUUCUACCUUUUCAUACCCGUAAUACCAUC